Moesziomyces aphidis is the source of this 2430-nucleotide messenger RNA. NCBI's taxonomy places the organism in Eukaryota, Fungi, Basidiomycota, Ustilaginomycetes, Ustilaginales, Ustilaginaceae. The record is from the annotation of a GenBank genome assembly.
AUGACGACCAUUCCUAGCCGUCUGGCCCAGACCACAUACAUCUCGAGGAGCAUCGAGGAGGCGCGCCGACGCUCCACUGCGCUCUACCGCAACUUCUACCGAUCUGCCCCCGAGAUCUGCGCGCUGUACGCGCUGGACGUGCCGCCUUCGACGCUGCGAGCCAAGUUCCGCACACAGUUUGAGAAGAACAAGGCGAUCAAGGACGUUGCGGUGCUGGACGUGAUGCUGCUCAAGGCGCAGCAGGAGUACCAGGAGACAAUGAACGGCUGGAAGCAGGUGCCUCACAUCAUGAAGUGGUUCGCCGACGAGGAGGCACCCGCACGACCCGAAGGCUUCUUGGAAAAGUUCUACGCCUCGCGAGACGAGGGUCGUGGACCUGUCGCGCUCAAGUACCGACACCAGGCGCAUCACGCAGACAUGAAGGAUCACGGGGCAAGCAUGUUGGGGCCAUGGAGAGGCGGCGCGAGGCUCGCCUCGGCAAGAUCUCGUGUGUUUGUCGAUGCGACACAGAUGGUGCUUCCCGCUGCACGUAAGCUCAGUCCGCCGCCGAACGCAAAACAGCCGCAUACAGCGCUGCGUGAAUGGAGCCCGAAUGCCAUUCGACUGCUCAGCCCCACUGCGCUUCGCAAAUUCGGCCCGAGCUUGGAUCGCGAGGCUCGGACGGAAUCCGAUGCCGGGCUCGUGUGGGAAUCGUGGCUGGUUGGGUGCGCGCUCGGAUCGGAACGCAUCGGUGCCACCGACGAAGAGGUGCGUGCUUGCACACCUGUCACACCCUCAUCACCUCUUCACAAAAUGCGGUCGCUCCUCUGCAAUGUCACCCUGCUCGGGCCAAGUGGUCCCACCGGUCGCCUCGGUGAAGCUAAGCCAAGAGCGAUGAGCCAGGCGACACAUGCGAUUCUGCUCAAACCCACCAGAAUCGCCUCGCUGCUUUCCGCCGCCCAUUUGGAUCAGCGUUGCAGCAUGCAGCCAACAGGCUUUCGCCCUCGACGGCCUCCCUUGACCCCGACACCUGUCACGCCCCUCAUCAACGACUCAGCCGCGCCCCCGCUCAAGCUCGCCCACUGGAGUCGAGCGUCGCUAUCCUCCACCAUGAUCAUGUCUCCGUCAAGCAAGCCCAACCCACUCACGACCUUUCUGUCAGAAUCGCCCGCAGGUCGUCGUUCGGCUAACGGUGCAAUUCCUAUCUGCCUUCCUUCCAAGCCUGCGCUCGUCGCUUCGGAGCGAGUCAGUAUGCUCCAGUCGCCUCCAUCCGCAGCCAAAGACGCAAUCAAGCAGCUCGGCUGUCUCGCAUCGGUAUCAUCCAACACGUUGCCAGUGCAGCGUGCGCUCCAGCCGGUGGACGUCAACCUUUCCAAAUCCUCCAGGCAUCGUGCCCUGCCCACAAAGCGCCCGUCGUCGCCGAAAAAGGUGCGUUCAACGUCGAAUGCCGGUGUCGGCGCCCGCUCCAAAUCGCCCAAGCUCGCCACCCCAACUCCGUCCUCGGCACCGCUCAUCUUCAGGGGCGACAGGAUCAGCGUCAAGAUUCCGCAGAAGCUGCCGGCUCCACGCCUGACGCCCCACUCGUCGCCGUACGAGGACCUGGUGGCGCAUCUCGCGCGCCACAACCUCUUCAUCGAAUCGCAACAGGUGGAACAGUACUCGAUUGCGCCCGACUUUCUGCUGCAGCAGUACCUCGAACUCGCGCACCUCGGCAAGUGCAGCCUCUACCACCAGACGCGCAACUUUCUCUUUGCCAACCGCGACACGAUCACCGCACACGUCGUGCCCGGCCAGACGCUGCCCUCGAGCGUGCCGCUCGAUGUGACGCCGCUGGUGACCGAGCUGCAAGUGCCGCCGACGCAUCUGCUCGCCGUGCAUUCGGACCGCGAGGCUGCCACGCUGUAUGCGGUGCACGGCGUCGUGCUGGCGCUCCAGUGCGUCUCGAUCCCCUUUCUCCCCGCCUCCAAGGACUCGCAGGACGGCGCCAGGGUGGUCAAGCACAUGCCCGUGCUCGCACUCCGGAUGCCCGCGCCACAGCACUUUGAGACGACGCUGCGCUGGCUGUACUCGCAGUCGGCCACCUCGCUGCUGCAGGAGCUGCUUCCGCUCAAGCACAUCCUCGCCGUGCUGGCCAAGCGACGUCCGUGUGGCUCUGCUGUUGAGGGCAAGGACGUCGAGGCGUCGGCGGCGGCGCUGUCGACGGCGGACCUGGUGCAGGCCAUGUCGUCGCUACCCAUGCGCACGUUUCUCGAGCACCUCCAGACCAUCCAGGCGGUGUGGAAGAACGGCGUCGCGCUCGGCAUCGUUGCGUGGAACUUUUGGGCGCAGCUCGACAAUGCCUGGAACCUGCUCGUCGUCGCCAUGGUCGCGUCCAAGCGCAAAAACGCGCGCAAGUCCUUGGCUGCCGCCUCGGAACUCACCGCCCAACUCGAAUCCACCCGUCUCGAUUAA